AUGGAUGAAAACGUUAAGCAGCACUAUCUGGCCGACUCACCUCCCACGGUAGUCAGACUGGAAAUUAAGCCACACUUCGAUUCCCUCAAGGAUGAAUCUCUGCGAAGAUAUGCUCACUACAUGAGCAAAGCGGCAUUCGAAGGAACCCGAGUCACCUUACGUCAAGUCUCCCCAGAAUCUGAGCCUAUCUAUGAUCUGAUUAUCUCCCUUCACCGAGCUUGCGAUGGCGACUGGAAUAGCUUGGCCCAAAAGACUCAAGUCAGCGAUGAGCAUCUCCGAUUCUUCCUGGAAUACGCGGCACAAUUCCUGGGCAACUGCGGAAACUAUAAGGGAUUCGGUGACUCCAAAUUCAUCCCGCGUAUCCCAGCCUCUGCUCUAGAGUCUUUGGCAUCUAUCACCUCAGAGACCAAGGCAGCUUUCCAAAAGGCGAAUAGUACCGGCGGUGGAUUCUACGAGACUAAGGAGCAGUCCAUGAUGCAUCUUGGAUACCCAGUGGAGGGACAUAUGACCACGUAUUAUCCAGACUCGCCUACUAUCACUAAGGAUGAGAUCACCGCCAUUGGUGACCUGAUGGAGAAGAAAGGACUGGCAUUGGAGAACACAAGAAUUCGCAAGACAGCAUCGGGUGACUUCGAACUUCUGAUUGCUUCUGGUGUCUCAAAUCCUCCGGCGAGAGAUCGUGACCUCGGCGAGGAAAGCACAUUUGCCCUUGAAGGAAGUUUGAAGGGAAAGUCACUGCACCUUGUGUUUGGAGAUUAUAAAGAGGAAAUGGCCAAGAUUGCGCACUCUAUUAAGCAAGCAGAGCUUAACGCAGCGAACGACAACCAAAAGCGGAUGCUGGAGGCGUAUGCUCGUUCAUUCGGUGCGGGUUCCAUUGAGGCUUUCAAGGAAAGCCAGCGCGUUUGGGUUAAGGACCAGAAGCCUGUCUUGGAGACAAACUUGGGAUUUGUUGAAACCUAUCGUGAUCCCCAUGGUGUUCGUGGAGAAUGGGAAGGUCUGAUUGCUUUGGUUAACAUGGAACGAACCCGAGCAUUUGGUGCACUGGUAGACAGUGCCGAGAGCAUGAUUCCCAAACUUCCCUGGGGCACAGAUUUCGAAAAGGACAAAUUUUUGAGCCCUGACUUUACCUCGCUGGAGGUUCUCAGCUUCGCAGGUUCAGGAAUCCCCGCUGGUAUCAAUUUGCCCAAUUACGACGAUAUCCGCCAAAACCUUGGCUUCAAGAACGUAUCACUUGGUAAUGUUCUUAGCGCGAAGGCGCCCAAUGAGCCCAUCCCUUUCAUCAGCGAAGAAGACCAAGAAGUUUAUCGUCGAUGCCGUGAUCCCGCCUUUGAAGUCCAGGUUGGUAUUCACGAGCUUCUCGGACACGGAACUGGCAAACUGCUGCAGGAAACUGAGCCCGGCAAAUACAACUUUGAUAUCUCCAAUCCACCAAUCAGCCCGGUGACAAAUAAGCCCGUAACAAGCUGGUACAAGCCCGGACAGACCUGGAGCUCAGUAUUCGGUGCCAUUGCCGGCUCUUAUGAAGAAUGCCGCGCUGAAUGUGUUGCAAUGGCACUGGGAUGCGAUUUUGAGAUCCUGAAGAUCUUUGGAUUCGGUGAUGGUACCCAAGAUAUGGCUGGCGAGGCUGGUGACGUUCUAUUUGCCGCGUACCUGCAGAUGGCUCGUGCAGGUCUAGUCGCGUUAGAGUUCUGGGACCCCAAGACUAAGAAAUGGGGCCAGGCUCACAUGCAGGCCCGGUACAGUAUUCUGCGCACUUUCCUCAGUGCUGGCGAUGACUUCGUCAAGCUCUCAUACACCAAGGAUGACCUGUCAGAUCUUGAGAUCAAAUUGGAUCGGUCGAAGAUUCUGACCCACGGACGACCUGCCGUGGAGAAAUACUUGCAGAAGCUGCAUGUUUAUAAGAGCACUGCUGAUGUUCAAGCUGGUAAGGCCAUGUAUGACGAGAUCACGUCGGUCGACAGCUGGUGGGGAACACAGCUGCGUGAGGUUGUUAUGAAGAACAAGGUGCCUCGAAAGGUCUUUGUGCAAGCCAAUACUGUUCUGGAUGGGGAUAAGGUGACCCUCAAGGAGUAUGAACCUACAUUGGAGGGUAUUAUCCAAAGUUACGUGGAGCGUAAUGUUUGA
Molecule: messenger RNA, 2124 nt
Organism: Penicillium angulare
Lineage: Eukaryota; Fungi; Ascomycota; Eurotiomycetes; Eurotiales; Aspergillaceae
Product: dipeptidyl-peptidase III
Exons: 3
Coding region: 1-2124 (707 amino acids)
Biological process (GO): proteolysis
Cellular component (GO): cytoplasm
Molecular function (GO): metalloexopeptidase activity; dipeptidyl-peptidase activity
Source: RefSeq, a predicted model, not a curated record